Molecule: messenger RNA, 1630 nt
Organism: Ziziphus jujuba (common jujube)
Lineage: Eukaryota; Viridiplantae; Streptophyta; Magnoliopsida; Rosales; Rhamnaceae
Product: uroporphyrinogen decarboxylase
Exons: 6
Coding region: 187-1362 (391 amino acids)
Biological process (GO): porphyrin-containing compound biosynthetic process
Molecular function (GO): uroporphyrinogen decarboxylase activity
Source: RefSeq, a predicted model, not a curated record
UUCCCAUAUUUCGCUUUGUCUUAUUUUGUCCAUCUUCAAGCUCUGACCUUUCGGAGCCAAAAAUAAUAAUAAGAACAACUCCCAUAAGACCCUGUUUGGAAAAGACGCAGAGAGCUAUGCAUAGAGGUAUUGGUUAAGAAAACAGUUGAGCAUCAUCAAUCUGUUUUUCUCAGUUUGCAGGCAAACAUGUCGUGCACUUACACCUGCAAUUCCACACCAUUUUCCUUAGCUCUCUCCCUUGCUUCCUCUACAAGAUCCAGAUUCGCUUCCAAGCCCCGAUUCCAAUGUUCUCUUGGAGGGACUGUGGCAGAACCCAAAAUUGCCCCUGUCACUGAGCCCCUUUUGCUUAACGCUGUUCGUGGGGAAGAUGUUGAAAGACCCCCAGUUUGGCUCAUGAGGCAAGCAGGGAGGUACAUGAAGAGUUAUCAAAUUAUCUGCGAGAAGUAUCCUUCAUUUCGUGAAAGAUCAGAGAAUGUUGACCUUGUAGUGGAAAUCUCAUUACAGCCUUGGAAUGUUUUCAAACCUGAUGGGGUUAUUUUGUUCUCGGACAUUCUAACUCCUCUUGCUGGGAUGAAUGUACCAUUCGACAUUGUGAAAGGAAAGGGUCCUGUCAUAUUCAAUCCUCUAGGCACAGCUGCUGAUGUUGAUCAAGUGAGAGAAUUUGUUCCUGAAGAAUCGGUUCCAUAUGUCGGGGAAGCAUUGACAAUUUUGCGGAAAGAGGUAGAUAAUAAAGCAGCAGUGCUAGGUUUUGUCGGGGCUCCUUUCACUUUAGCAUCAUAUGUGGUUGAAGGUGGCUCAUCAAAGCACUUCUCGAAGAUAAAGAGAUUAGCUUUCUCUCAACCGAAGGUCCUUCAUGCAUUACUUCAGAAAUUUACCACUUCCAUGGCAAAAUAUAUUCAAUACCAAGCUGACAAUGGAGCUCAAGCUGUUCAGAUCUUUGAUUCAUGGGCCACAGAACUUAGCCCUGUGGAUUUUGAGGAGUUCAGUCUGCCAUACUUGAAGCAGAUUGUGGAUACUGUUAAACAAACCCAUCCAGAUCUCCCUCUAAUACUUUAUGCAAGUGGAUCUGGGGGCUUGCUUGAAAGAUUGGUUUUGACAGGUGUUGAUGUAGUUAGUUUGGAUUGGACUGUUGAUAUGGCUGAAGGUAGAAGGCGACUGGGAUCAAAUAUACCAGUUCAAGGUAAUGUGGAUCCUGGUGUUCUUUUCGGUUCAAAGGAUUUCAUCACUGCCCGAAUAAAUGAUACUGUAAAGAAAGCCGGUCGAGGGAGACAUAUUUUGAAUCUUGGCCAUGGAAUUGUAGUAGGUACACCUGAGGAGAAUGUUGCUCAUUUCUUUGAGGUUGCUAAAGGUCUCAGAUACUGAAACCGCAUUCAAGAUUAAUUCAAUUUCUUCUAUGUUUCUCUGUAAUUUUUUAGAUAAAAAAUUUCAAGCCCUUGAUUCAUAUUUUGGUUAAUAACAAUGGUAGAAGAAAUACAAAAGGCCUUCUUGUAAACAGGUCAAACUUCUUGUGAACAAGUUAGGAAUGGCAUGAAGCUGGUGUAAUAUAAAUGAGGUUAUUGUUUGAGCAGUUCUAGAGCAUAAAGUUCCUAAUAAGAUUGAUAUCCUUAAAAAAAUAUGGAUUUCUGUUGCA